AUGACUAUUCUCUUCUCCAAAAUGACCACUGGAAACUCGCCACAAACCAACGGAACUGCUCUUGGAGUCCGAAUAAUCGGUGGUUCCUUCCUCUGUCUUUCCAUCAUUUCCAGUGUGAUUGCAUGUGCUCUUUGGAAUACAGAGAACCAUACAUUGGGCAAUAACAUCUUCUAUUACGUUGGAUUAUUUGCCACUCAAAUGUUAAACAUUCUCAUCGUAUACCUGAUGAAUAGAGGAAUCACCUUGCAAAAAGCUCACUAUCUUCAACCAUUCAUCAUUUGCGCACUUCUCCAUCUGAUAAUAUGCAUCCUUCUCUCGGCCAUCUUCUUCCUCUACGUCGUCACCCGUGCCACGUUCUAUUCCGUCUGGUCGGAUCUCGGCUUCUUCUUCGUUUUUGUCAUCUUGACUGGCUUCUGGAUCAUUGCAAUUUCGCUGGCACGCGAGUACCGAGACUACAUCAUCUACGACGAUUUCCUUCACGAGACAUUGCCAAGCUUCGUCUGA
Messenger RNA from Caenorhabditis remanei, 504 nucleotides. RefSeq lists its product as uncharacterized. The record is from RefSeq and is a predicted model, not a curated record. Lineage: Eukaryota; Metazoa; Nematoda; Chromadorea; Rhabditida; Rhabditidae. Bases 1 to 504 code for a protein of 167 amino acids. The transcript has 4 exons.